CUUCCAAAAAUUUCACUUCCUUCUUUUGACGGAGAGAAGAUGACUCAAUGGUUGGAAUUCAGAGAUACGUAUCUUUCUUUAAUUCACUCUAAUAAUAAUUUAGGGAAUAUUAAUAAAUUUCAUUAUUUGAGAGCAGCUCUUAAAGGCAGUGCCUUAACAGUCAUAAAAAAUCUUGAAUUCACUUCCAAAAAUUAUGAAGUAGCAUGGCAAUUGCUAUCAAGUAGGUACGACAAUGAACGAUUGCUUGUAAAUAUACAUGUCAACUCGUUACUAAAUUUCUCAACAAUGACAAAAGAGUCUGGAAAAUCCUUAAGAAAUUUAGUCGAUACAAUUAAUCGUAAUUUAUGUGCAUUAAAUACCCUAGGUCAACCCACUGAUCACUGGGAUACCUUGGUUAUUCAUUUAAUGAGUCGUAAGUUAGACAGUGUUACCUUUCGUGAGUGGGAGGAACAUCGUAACUCAAUAACUACUUCUCCUACAUUAAAACAAUUUAUAGAUUUUCUAAUAGGCAGAGCUGACUUAUUAGAUACUAUACAACUUGAAGAAACACAAAGACAGUCAACUUCACAAAUAAAUCAAAAUACACAAUUUACACAGAAUAAGCACAUUACACAAUCAAAAAAUACAAGUUUAAAUAAAGAAAAAAUUACACUUAAAACCACUGCAUGUCCUUUAUGUACACAAAAUCAUUUUUUAUUUAGCUGUUCUGAAUUUAGAAAAUUAAGCGUAGAUGAACGCUUAGAAAAAAUGAAGAAUUUCAGUGUGUGUAAAAAUUGUUUACGGCCUGGUCACAAAGACAGUCAGUGCCGCUUAACUCACUGUAAAUACUGUUCUUUAAAGCACAGCACACUUUUACAUAAAGAUACUGAACAGCACACCACAGUUGCCUUAUCUGCAAAUAUUCAGACUAGUAACAAACCUCUUACAUUGCUUUCCACAGCAUUGGUGAAUGUGGUCGGCGCCGACGGGAAACUACAUCCUGCUCGCGCUCUUCUAGACAAUGCCUCCACGGGGCAUUACGUCACACAGCACCUGUGUGAGAAGCUGGGUUUGCUGCGUCGAAGCGUAAGCUCCUCUGUGACAGUUAAAGCUUUGCACCUGGAGCUCGUCACGGAUUUGACAAAGGAGGCCUUCAUAUCAGCAUUUCUAAAAUUUAUAUCACGUCGCGGUAAGCCAAUGUCUGUAACGUCCGAUAACUCGACGACCUUUAUUGGAGCCAGUAAUGAAAUCGCAUCUUUUUUCUCAAAAUACUCAGACGACAUCAAGUCAGAUCUUAGCAAUAGGGAUAUUGAAUUCCGCCGUAUACCCCAGUACACACCUCACUUCGGGGGUUUAUGGGAGUCUGCUGUCAAAUCAGUCAAAUUUCACCUUAAACGCAUCUUAAAUUUAACACAUUUAACGUACGAAGAGAUGACCACGUGUCUGGUUCAGAUUGAAGCCAUCCUAAAUUCCAGACCACUCACACCUCUUUCUUCCGAUCCUUCCGACCUUACUUGCCUCACUCCCGCUCAUUUCCUCAUAGGACGCUCACUCUUGUCGGUUCCUCGCCCAAUGGUCAGCGAUACAAACAUCGCCGCCAUGGAUCGCUACCAACGCAUCGAGGCGCUCAAGCAGCACUUCUGGCGGAGAUUCUCGGCUGAAUACGUCUCUCUGCUACAACAGCGCAUGAAAUGGCAGAGGGGCUCAAUCACAAGUCUCCAGCUAGGUAGCCUGGUGCUCGUGAAAGACAGAGCGCAGCGACCACUUUUAUGGCUGCUUGGAAGAGUGGAGAAGGUGCAUCCAGGACAGGACGGAGUGGCUCGCGUGGCAGAGAUCAAAACAAAGAAGGGAGUCAUCACGCGGGCCUUUAACAACAUUUGCCCCUUCCGAUUUCCAACUCGCGCGGGCAGGAUGUUUAGUGCUAUAGCACUGCACAAGGCGUGCGCGGCGGCGGGCUGCGGGAGCGGGGAGCCUCGCGGUGCGGCGCCGGCGCGCGGCACAAUGCAUUCGCGGCGCGACCGCCUCCAAAUUACCAGCGCUUAA
This is a messenger RNA of Maniola jurtina (meadow brown), 2022 nucleotides long. RefSeq lists its product as uncharacterized. Gene Ontology annotation, molecular function: nucleic acid binding. The record is from RefSeq and is a predicted model, not a curated record. Gene Ontology annotation, biological process: DNA integration. Bases 40 to 2022 code for a protein of 660 amino acids. The transcript has 2 exons. NCBI's taxonomy places the organism in Eukaryota, Metazoa, Arthropoda, Insecta, Lepidoptera, Nymphalidae.